Messenger RNA from Mycosarcoma maydis (corn smut), 513 nucleotides. RefSeq names its product mitochondrial 54S ribosomal protein uL30m. NCBI's taxonomy places the organism in Eukaryota, Fungi, Basidiomycota, Ustilaginomycetes, Ustilaginales. Bases 1 to 513 code for a protein of 170 amino acids. Gene Ontology annotation, cellular component: mitochondrion; large ribosomal subunit. The transcript has a single exon. Gene Ontology annotation, biological process: translation. The record is from RefSeq and is a predicted model, not a curated record. Gene Ontology annotation, molecular function: structural constituent of ribosome.
AUGUCUUUGCUCUCACGCAGGCUGUUCGGCCAAGCAAGGUCAAGUCUCUCUCGCGACGCAGUUUCGACGUCGGCAUGGGGCAUCCGACACGAGUCGUCCUCCGCCAUCGCGCAGCGCACCGUCGCAUCCGGCUCUUGCUCUACCGACUCGGCACCACCCACACACUACCGCAUCACGCUCCGACGAUCCGGCAUCGGUAUGCCUGAAAAGAUCAACCGCACAUUGCAAGGUUUGGGACUCAAGAAGCGUCUCCAGUCGGUCUAUCGGCCCAUUGGACCCGCUAUGGCUGGUGCGAUUCUCGCCGUCAAGGAACUCGUUCACGUCGAAAACGUGCGUCGACUGUCCGACGCAGACCAGAUGCUGUUGAGCGACCAAGACGCCGUAUGGGUCAACGAGGCCGGCGAGAUCGUCGACCCUGGUAAAGCGGCCAAGAAGGCUCCCAGGGGAUACAAGAUCGUCGGCAACGUGGUUAGCGAGGUUCGUGAUCAGCAGAUCAAGAACGCUUCUUCGUAA